CCUCCAAAUAUUAAAAAAAAAAAAAUCAGUCCCCGUAUUUUAGUACAGAUUUUUGCCCUUCUCAAAGUAUAUAAAAUUGAACAGACGGCACCGUCUUUGUCUCUCCUUUUCUUUUUCCUCGCUCUCUCGCACGGAAGCCAUGACUAGCUCCUCCACUCAUUCACGCAAGGCUUUAAGCAAGAUCGCAUGUAAUAGACUUCAGAAAGAGUUAGUGGAGUGGCAAGUUAAUCCACCUGCCGGAUUUAAGCACAAAGUAACUGAUAAUCUCCAAAGAUGGAUAAUCGAAGUCAACGGAGCCCCUGGAACGAUUUAUGCCAAUGAAACUUAUCAGCUUCAAGUUGAUUUUCCUGAGCAUUACCCUAUGGAGGCCCCCCAGGUGAUUUUCAUCCCUCCGGCUCCUCUACAUCCUCACAUUUAUAGCAAUGGACAUAUUUGUUUAGAUAUUCUGUAUGAUAGCUGGUCCCCGGCUAUGACUGUCAGUUCCAUUUGUAUCAGCAUCCUCUCCAUGUUAUCAAGCUCAACUGUGAAGCAACGGCCAACUGAUAAUGAUCGAUACGUUAAGAACUGUCGGAAUGGGAGAUCUCCCAAGGAGACGAGAUGGUGGUUCCAUGAUGAUAAAGUGUAAUAUUUUAGAACUGUUAUUUAUCUCUUAUAACUGCGAGGGUUUCAUCAGGAGAGAUGGGAAAAGGAUGGCCCUCCCUAAAUGCUGUGGUAACCUUCUAAAUUUGCCUUUGUUGCUGUGUAUGAAAUUGUGAAUCAAACAUAGAUUUAAUUUGAAUGUGGCUGCCUCCUUCAAGCAGCGGAGUCGGAAAUCCAAUAUAAACCUGUUUCCUAA
Gossypium raimondii (Peruvian cotton) is the source of this 835-nucleotide messenger RNA. Its product is annotated as probable ubiquitin-conjugating enzyme E2 18. The transcript is spliced from 6 exons. NCBI's taxonomy places the organism in Eukaryota, Viridiplantae, Streptophyta, Magnoliopsida, Malvales, Malvaceae. The coding region runs from base 140 to 625 and encodes 161 amino acids. The record is from RefSeq and is a predicted model, not a curated record.